CUAUUCCUAACAUUUUUCUUCAUAAUAUACCAUUUGUUUGAAUAAAAAUUGUAUCUUUAAUCACUUUCGAUAAUACCCAGAUGCCAAAAUUAUUAAAUUUGUUGUUUUUUCUCCUAUUUAUGUGUUUACUUUUUCUGGGUCUGGCCUAUAAUUGAUCCUAGAUUUAGAGUCGAUGGCUCAGAACCCUUACUUUCUAUUUAUGUAUAUAUGUGUGUGUAUCUAUUAAAUUGUUUGUAUGUAUGUAUAUAUAUAUGGUUUGAGCUAAAAGCAGUGUGAUUUGAAGGGCUAGAUCCACAUGUUGUGUUGCCUUUUCUUGACCAAUUUGUGAUCUAUGAGUGACUUGAUGUUGAGUGAGGAUGAGUGGAUCCGAGGUAGUAGGUACCCGGUGGAUUAUUCUAGGUGCAAGCGAGAUGACCCGGACACCAGAAUAGUCAAGGUGCAAGUGAGAUGACCCGGACACCAGAAUAGUCAAGGUGCAAGCGAGAUGACCCGGACACCAGAAUAGUCAAGGUGCAAGCGAGAUGACCCGGACACCAGAAUAGUCAAGGUGCAAGCGAGAUGACCCGGACACCAGAAUAGUCAAGGUGCAAGCGAGAUGACCCGGACACCAGAAUAGUCAAGGUGCAAGCGAGAUGACCCGGACACCACAGUAAAAAAGGUUGCAUCACCACUAAGGAGCUUGGGACAGUGAUGCGGUCGUUGGGACAAAAUCCAACUGAGGCUGAGCUUCAAGACAUGAUCAAUGAAGUAGAUGCUGAUGGAAAUGGAACCAUUGAUUUCCCGGAGUUCCUUAACCUGAUGGCUCGCAAGAUGAAAGACACUGAUUCUGAGGAGGAGCUCAAGGAAGCUUUCAGAGUGUUCGACAAGGAUCAGAACGGAUUUAUUUCUGCAGCCGAGCUGCGCCAUGUCAUGACAAACCUAGGCGAGAAGCUUACUGAUGAAGAAGUUGAUGAGAUGAUUCGUGAAGCUGAUGUGGAUGGUGAUGGCCAGAUCAACUAUGAGGAGUUCGUCAAAGUCAUGAUGGCCAAGUGAGAACUCUGAUCAACUCGACUUAAUUCUUAGAAGUAAAAAAUUACAAAAAAAAGCUGGAAACGGAGCAGAUAAAUUGGAUGAGAUUUCUAUAUUUGGUUAGGAUACGUUCUUUGACGUUGUUAGAUUUGUUUGGGUGCUUGCCUGUUUUCGUACUCGCAUUGUUUUGUAGUGCUACUCUUCAGUAUAUGCUUGUCUGCUCUGUUUGUCAGCAAGUCUUAGUUUUUUCUUCUUAAAUUCCAGCAUUUUGAACUUAUGACAAUUGGAGAUUUUAUGUGUUUCAUUCUGAGUGGCUAAUUUUGUUGAUAUUCCAGAUUCUUGGGUAUGUUUGCUCUUUA
Molecule: messenger RNA, 1367 nt
Organism: Nicotiana tabacum (common tobacco)
Lineage: Eukaryota; Viridiplantae; Streptophyta; Magnoliopsida; Solanales; Solanaceae
Source: RefSeq, a predicted model, not a curated record